CAAUCUUUAACUUUCACAUCGCAUAAACCCAAUUGACCUACUCCCGACACUUCUCGACGCCAUGGAUGACCUUUAUGAUGAAUUCGGAAAUUUUAUCGGCGAGGAUGCCGAAGCAUCUGAGGAAGAAUCCGAGCGUGGAGUCGACCUGGACGCGUAUAUCGACGACAAUGUCCCCGAGGAAGCGCCAGAAACCACAGGGCAGGAAUUGAUGGAAAUAGACGACGGUCCAUCAAAUGCGGUGAUAUUACACGAAGAUAAACAAUACUACCCGUCGGCGGAACAGGUCUAUGGUCCAGAUGUCGAGAUAUUAGUCGAAGAAGAGGAUGCGCAACCGUUAUCACAGCCCAUUGUCGCGCCUGUUGAGGUGAAGAAGUUUUCUAUCGAAGAAGAAGACCUUCCUCCAGUCCACUUCGACCGCAACUUCAUGACCGAUCUCAUGAACUUCCCCGACCAAAUACGGAAUAUUGCCCUAGCUGGAGACCUCCAUCAUGGCAAGACCGCAUUCAUGGAUAUGCUGGUCCUUGAGACGCACGAUAUCGCUGAUAGAUUAGAGAAGCGACAGGGAAAGAAGAGAGAUGAGCAACUACGAUAUACCGAUACCCAUGUCGUGGAGAGGGAAAGAGGUGUCUCCGUGAAGGCGGCCCCUAUGAGCCUAGUACUGCAAAGUACCAAGGGCAAAUCACAUUUAUUCAACAUCAUAGAUACCCCGGGUCAUGUUAAUUUCGUCGAUGAAGUUGCAUCAGCAUUACGGCUCGUGGAUGGUGUUGCGCUGGUGGUGGACGUGGUGGAAGGUGUCCAAGUCAACACGGAGCAGAUCAUCAAACACGCAGUGCUCGAAGAUAUCCCGAUGACGCUAAUAAUUAACAAGAUGGAUAGACUAAUACUGGAGCUGAGACUACCGCCUAGUGACGCCUACUUCAAAUUAAAGCACGUUGUCGAGGAGGUGAACACCAUCGUCGAAAACACUCGGCCCGGCUCGGGCGAGAAACUACGAUUAAGUCCAGAGAAGGGAAAUGUCCUGUUCGCGUGCAGUGAGAUGGGCUGGUGCUUCACAUUACAAUCGUUCGCGAAGAUGUACGCGGACAGCUUCCCCGGCGUGAAUACGGAGGAAUUCGCAAAACGACUCUGGGGUGAUAUCUACUUCAACCCGAAGAAGCGAUCGUUCAGCAGGAAACCCCUGCCGGGCGAGCAAGGUGCUAGGAGGUCUUUCAUACACUUUGUGCUCGAACCCAUCUACAAAGUCUUCUCCCACACCAUCAGUCAGAGUCCUGACGAGCUCAAGGGGGUUCUAGCAACGUUGGGCAUAACGCUCAAGCCAUCGCAAUACAAGACAGAUGCGAAAGUGCUUCUGAAGCUAGUCUGUGAACAAUUUUUUGGACCGUCGACUGGCUUUGUCGAUAUGAUCGUCAAAAAUGUCCCAUCUCCAUUAGAGGCAGCUCAGCACAAGUUGGAACAGUACUAUACUGGCCCCUUAGACACCAAGGUAGCCGAGUCUAUGAAGAAGUGUGAUCAGGAUGGUCCCCUAGUGAUACAUAUCACAAAGCUCUUCAACUCUGCUGAUGCCAAAAGUUUCUACUCUUUCGGCCGAGUGAUGAGUGGUAUUGCUCGACCUGGAAUGCAAGUAAGAGUUCUUGGAGAGGGCUAUUCUAUCGACGAUGAGGAGGAUAUGGCUAUGGCAACCAUCGCGGAUGUCUAUAUUGCUGAAACGCGAUAUAACGUCCAGACCAGUGGUGUCCCUGCAGGAAACUGGGUGCUUCUGAGCGGCGUCGAUAACUCGAUCGUGAAGUCGGCAACAAUAGUACCACCGAAAUUGGAAGAUGACGAAGAAGCAUACAUCUUCAGGCCAGUCACACAUUUCACCGAGUCGGUUCUGAAGGUAGCAGUCGAACCCAUCAACCCGUCGGAACUCCCAAAGAUGCUUGACGGCCUGAGGAAGAUCAACAAGAGCUACCCUCUAAUUACGACGAAGGUCGAGGAGUCAGGCGAGCACAUCAUCCUGGGCACAGGAGAACUCUACAUGGACUGCGUGCUUCAUGACCUGCGACGACUGUAUGCAACGAUGGAGCUCAAGGUGUCGGAUCCCGUCACGCGCUUCUGCGAGACAGUUGACGAGAUGUCCGCUACCAAAUGUUACGCUAUUACCCCGAACAAGAAGAAUAAGAUUACUAUGGUCGCCGAGCCGCUCGACGACGGAAUCGCGGAAGAUAUCGAGAGCGGCCGUGUCAAGAUGCAGGACGGUGCCCGAAAAGUGGGCAAGUUCUUCCAGGACAAGUACGGGUGGGAUCUUCUGGCGGCGAGGAGUAUUUGGGCAUUCGGGCCGGAUGAGAAAGGACCUAACAUAUUGCAGGACGACACACUUGAGGUGGAUAAGACGCUUCUGAGAAGCGUGCGAGAGACCAUUCGCCAAGGCUUCAGUUGGGCUACCCGAGAAGGUCCUCUGUGUGAAGAACCGAUCCGCAAUACCAAGUUCCGCAUCAUGGACGUGUCAUUAGCACAGGAGGCGAUCUUUCGAGGUGGUGGUCAGAUCAUCCCGACGGCGCGCCGCACCUGCUACAGUUCGUUCUUGAUGGCGUCGCCGCGGCUUAUGGAGCCUCUAUAUGCGUGCUCGAUGACAGGUCCCCAGGACGCAGUACCCGUGCUGUACAAUGUGCUCGCGCGCCGCCGCGGACAUGUCUUGGCCGACGGGCCUAUCGCCGGGACUCCACUAUACCGCGUCAACGGGCUGAUUCCCGUUAUCGAUUCUUUCGGGUUCGAGACGGACGUAAGAAUCCAGACCCAGGGACAGGCUAUGGUUAGUCUUGUUUUCGAUAAGUGGCAGAAGGUGCCCGGUGAUCCGCUUGACAAGGAGGUUGUUCUACGACCGCUGCAACCGGCUGAAGCCCAAGCUACGGCGAGGGAUUUCGUGCUUAAGACAAGACGGAGAAAGGGGUUGAGCGAGGACGUGAGCGUGGCGAAGUUCCUCGAGCCCGAGUUUUAUCAGAGUCUGAUGGAGAGUGGGACUUUGGGGAGCCCGUGAACGACUCAGGCUCGAGUUAGGGUUCGUUGAGAAGAGGUUAAUGAAGACGACGCCAUUGUACUAUACAGUCAGAGAGUUAAUUGCAUCGAUGGGCUAAAGGUAGUCUCACCAAAACUUGGAAGAUGGGUAUCAAUGACUAGGUAAUUAGUCCAGCACGCAGUAUUAGUCUAAGAGAGAACUUACAAGGGGAUAGUCGAUGCCAAGGCUAUACCUGGAAUAUAAAAGAGCACAGACGCACUACUUAACUUGUUCUUAGAUACACUAUUAAGUCUUGACGCGUAUGUUGGAAGGGUCUUAGAUCGCAAGUCAAGAUCGUACAGGGAAGUCUAUCUUUAAUGCGUGAUUUGCGCAAAAUUUACAGGGUGUGCUGGUAAAAGAGCCUCUCGAGAACCCAGUAGAGAAGGCAAGGGGAGGGAAAGAGGUUGAUUGGUCACAAGCGAGUAACCCCCCCCCCGCCCCCUUGUCCCGCGUCUGAUAGGGCCUCGUGUAUACGAGAC
Molecule: messenger RNA, 3513 nt
Organism: Annulohypoxylon truncatum
Lineage: Eukaryota; Fungi; Ascomycota; Sordariomycetes; Xylariales; Hypoxylaceae
Product: P-loop containing nucleoside triphosphate hydrolase protein
Exons: 4
Coding region: 62-3016 (984 amino acids)
Biological process (GO): mRNA splicing, via spliceosome
Cellular component (GO): cytosol; U2-type catalytic step 2 spliceosome; U4/U6 x U5 tri-snRNP complex
Molecular function (GO): GTP binding; GTPase activity; U5 snRNA binding
Source: RefSeq, a predicted model, not a curated record